This is a messenger RNA of Epinephelus fuscoguttatus (brown-marbled grouper), 3633 nucleotides long. It is a transcript of the gene fus, whose product is annotated as FUS RNA binding protein. The transcript has 15 exons. Lineage: Eukaryota; Metazoa; Chordata; Actinopteri; Perciformes; Serranidae. Gene Ontology annotation, biological process: regulation of DNA-templated transcription. The coding region runs from base 94 to 1728 and encodes 544 amino acids. Gene Ontology annotation, cellular component: nucleus. The record is from RefSeq and is a predicted model, not a curated record. Gene Ontology annotation, molecular function: RNA binding; transcription coregulator activity.
CUCAGUGACCCUCCUCCUCCUCUCCGGUUCAGUCAGCAACACACCGUGUGAUUGGCUUUAUUGGAGGUCAGCAGCUGUUUCUCGUUCGUCGAAAUGGCGUCUAACGAUUAUUCCCAACCUUCUGGCCAAGGCUAUGGGUCCUAUGGUGGAGGUGGAGGUGGAGGUGGUGGUGCUAGCCAGGGCUAUGGUCAGUCUUCUGGCCAGAGCUACAGCCAGCAGGGCUACGGAGGCUACAGCCAGAGCUCUGACAGCAGCUCUGGCUCCUAUAGCCAAGGAGGAUAUGGCAGCUAUGGUCAAUCUCAGUCAGGAUAUGGUUCUCCACCCUCUAACCAGGGUGGUGGUGGUGGUGGUGGUGGUGGUUAUAAUCAGUCCUAUAGCCCUGGAGGCUAUAACAGCAGCAACCAGCCCUCCAUGAGCUACAACCCACAGUCAUCCUUCUCAGGGUACAGCCAGCAGCAGCCUCCUCCUUCAUCCUCUGCAGGCUAUGAAGGUAACUCACAGGUUUCUGGCUACAACCAGCCACCAAGUGGAGGACAGAGUGGAGGUGGUUACGGCACCAGUGGAGGUCAGACUGGUGGCUAUGGUGGCAGCGGGAGCCACCAACAAUCAUCCCAACAUGGAGGAGGUCAUUACAACCAGCCUCCAAAUUAUAACUCACCCCCACCACAGAGCUACAGCCAGCAGAGCCAGUACGGUCAAGGUGGAGGAUAUGGAGAUGAAAGCCCCCCAAUGAGUGGAGGAGGUGGAGGAUACGGUGGUUCUGAUGGAGGUUAUGGAAGUCCUGAUGGCCGCGGUGGCAGGGGCCGUGGGGGAGGAUUUGGAGGUCGUGGUGGCGGCGGAUAUGAUCGUGGUUUUGACCGAGGUGGCCGAGGUGGACCAAGAGGAAGAGGAGGCAUGGGAAUGGGCGAUCGUGGAGGAUUCAAUAAGUUUGGUGGACCAAGAGAACCAGGACAUGGACAUGGAGGACCCGGUUUCAUGCAGGACCAGGAUAACUCUGAUAAUAACACCAUCUUCGUACAAGGCCUGGGUGACGACUACACUGUUGAGUCAGUGGCAGACUUUUUUAAGCAGAUUGGGAUCAUUAAGGUCAACAAGAAGACAGGCCUGCCCAUGAUCAACCUGUACACAGACAGAGAGACAGGGAAGCUGAAGGGGGAGGCCACUGUGUCUUUUGAUGACCCUCCCUCAGCUAAGGCUGCCAUCGACUGGUUUGACGGUAAGGACUUCAAUGGAAAUCCUAUUAAGGUGACUUUUGCCACCCGCAGAGCUGACUUUGGUGGCCGAGGUGGCAUGAGGGGAGGCCGAGGGCGAGGAGGGCCAAUGGGCCGUGGUGGAUUUGGAGGAGGUCGUGGUGGAGGUUUCCCAGGAGGCAAUGGAGGCAAUGGGGGGAGUGGAGGAGGAGGAGGAGGAGGUGGUGGAGGACAACAGAGAGCUGGAGACUGGAAGUGUUCAAACCCCAACUGUGGCAACCUGAACUUCUCGUGGCGUAAUGAGUGUAACCAGUGCAAGGCCCCGAAACCUGAGGACGCUGGUGGGAUGUCCCCAAUGGAAAGAGGAGGUUACGGAGGUGAGCGCAGAGGGGGCUUUGAUCGAGGUGGCUUCAGGGGUCGAGGUGGUGACCGUGGGGGUUUCAGAGGGGGCAGAGGAGGUGACCGGGGAGGAUACGGCCCUGGGAAGAUGGACGCAAGGGGUGACCACAGACAGGAUCGGCGGGGCCGUCCCUACUAAAUCAUCCAUGAUCAAUCUCCAAGAAACAAACCCUCCCCCCUCCCGUCGCAGUGCGAAGACCAGUGUUCAGUGUGUAGAAAAUGUGACUAUCCUGUUUUUUGUGUGUUUGCUCUUAAACAUGUAACUCCACGAUCCCUUCCUCUGCUCAGUGGGGCCUUAUUUACAAAACAAUCUAAAGAUAAAAUUCCAUCGUAAGAAAAAGGAAAUCUCCCUUUUUAUGGUGUGUAUAAUCGUGUUCAUGUAUUACAGCAUCAUCAGUCCGAAUGAUUGUGGUAGUUUACUCACGAGCACUAUCACUGGACACAAGCUGUCAGAAUUGUUUCAGACAAGUCCAGUUAACCACAUCAUGGGAACUACAUAAUACCUCUACAGGGAGGUUAUGUCUUCAGGCCCAGACACACCAAACCGACUAUUGAGAACUAGCGGCAACAAAAGCACAGUGCUGUGUGGCCCAACGUUGCACAUGACCACACCACAAAGUCUUCAACUGACAGCCAACCAGCACGUACGUUCUGCACUCCUGUGUGAGGAAAUAACUCUCUAUAGCAGCAGAUGGUGGACGUCCGUAAUUGUCAUUCAAAAAGGGACAGAUGAGAAGACUGUCUUGACACUAGUUAGCCACUUAGCACAUAACAGCACGAUCCAGUGUUGAAAGAACAGAGCAUAUUUACAGUGCACCAGUGAACAAUAACACAAACCAUCACAGAACGUUUCUGCUAAAGAGCUCAAUGACAAAAUAAAAAUAAUCUUACUUUAUGUAACAAGUUUGUUUUGAUCUCUCUCCCUCUUGACUUUAGCUCUUUGUUUACUUUCUUCACUUCUGUUUCACUUUUCUCAAUCUGAGCCAAACUGCCAAUCAGACUGAUUUCAUUAAUUGACGGGCUCCGUAGUUGCAGACACCGACUCAACAUGCUGAUUUGCCAAAAAAUAAGCUGUGCUGAUGAGGGCCAACAGUGUGGGGACACAACAGAGUGACAUGGUCAACGGCCCAACAUGGACUGAUGGAGGAGCAUCAGCUUGGUGUGUCAGGGCCUUUAAGUCUCAUUUCCUUCACAUUUAAAAGAUUGAAAUUUUAGCCAUCAGACAAAAGAACAAAUGAUUAUUAACAUUAUUAUGAAUUUAUUAUGAACUGCUACAUUUGCAUGACUAAAACAAUCUGGCACUUGUAUCUUAUAUCUAUUUUCUAAAUGAGGUUUGUCAAUACAAACAUUUACAAUUUUAUCUAAAAAGAACAUCUGGAUGAUUGAAGCUUGUAUUCUAGUUUAGAAUUGAAAUCAAAGGUGAACGUCAGACAUCAUCACGACUCUGGCCUGCUGUUCUUAACAUAGAGAACAGAUUUGCAAUGUAAUCGGUGCUUAUAACUAACUUUUUAGUGCUUUUAUCUUUGUUUUCACAUUGAUGUUUCACUCUGAGGCAACCUGGGGACUUUAAAACCUGUCUGAUGGCCCGUGUGGUAAUCGUGUGGCUAACACUGUUGCACAGUGCUUAUGUGUCAGCAAAUGGCUGACGCUUUGGUGAUAAGACACUCCUACAGUUGUGUGCUGUGUAGGAAACAAUCUAGGAAAUCAUUUUGCUUUUUACCGUCAGUGAUGUCUGUGCAAUUUCAGUCACUUGUCAUAAACUAAUUGAACUCGUCACACUUGUCACAUUGAAUACCAAUUUCAUCUGAGAUGCCAAAAUUACUUUAAGACCUUCAGUUAAUUAUUAUUCACUCUGUGGUUAUAAACUUUUUCUAAGUUAUUCAUGAAAAGUAAAAUCCACUUUUGUAAAUGAGGCCUCAUGUCUGCGGAUUUAUUUCAGAUGUUUUUGUUGACAGUACUCUUACUAGUGUAUUUAUUGUUUUUCUUAGUUGUUUUUGUAAUGUACAUGUGCUGGUUUUCAAAUGAAAGUGCUGCUAAAACCAAA